AUGAGCGGCACCGCGCACAAAGCGGACGUGCGAUCGGGCGGCCAGCCCGGUUCGGUCGCCGUGAUCUCAAGCCAUGUGGCGCGCGGCGCGGUGGGCAACCGGGCGGCGGUGUUCGCCAUCGAGACCCUCGGCCACCCUGUGAUCGCCGUGCCGACCGUUCUUCUGCCCUGGCAUCCCGGUCAUGGACCGGCGACGCGGAUCGUCCAUGACAAUCGCCAGUUUGCCGGUUUCAUGGCCGAUCUCGCCCACGGUCCGUUCGCCGGCGAGAUCGACGCGGUGCUUUCGGGUUAUCUGGGCGAUGCCGACCAGGCUGCGGCCAUUGCAGCAUCGGUAGCCGCGCUGCGUUCGGUGCGGCCCGAUCUGGUCUACGCCUGCGAUCCGGUGAUCGGCGACGAGAGCGGGCUUUACGUGUCCGGGCAGGUCGCCCGCGCCAUCGCCGGCACGCUGGUGCCCGUCGCCGAUCUGGCGACGCCGAACCGGUUCGAACUGGCCUGGCUUUCGGGCCGCGUGCUUGAAGACAAUGAGGCGAUCAUCGAUGCCGCGCGGGCGCUCGGCCCGCCUGCCGUGCUGGUGACCAGCGCGUUCGCCGCGCAGCCGGGCAUGACCGGAAACCUGCUCGUCCUCCGCGAAACCGCCCAUCUUGCCGAACACGCCGCCUUCGACCGCGCGCCGAACGGCACCGGUGAUUUGACCGCAGCGCUGUUUCUGGCGCACCUUGUCAACGGGCGCGGCCAUCUGGAGGCGUUGCGGCGGGCGACGGCAUCCGUGCAUGACGUGCUUGCCAACACCCGUGCCCGCGGAGCGGAUGAGCUGACCCUGGCGGCCGAUGCCGCCCUUCUGUCCGAGCCGGUGUCCGACAUCGAUGUCCGUUCCGUCGGGCGGCGGUCCGAAGACAUCACGAUUGGAGGAUGA
Molecule: messenger RNA, 912 nt
Organism: Effrenium voratum
Lineage: Eukaryota; Dinophyceae; Suessiales; Symbiodiniaceae
Source: the annotation of a GenBank genome assembly